Fomitopsis serialis is the source of this 2178-nucleotide messenger RNA. RefSeq lists its product as uncharacterized. Gene Ontology annotation, cellular component: membrane; TRC complex. NCBI's taxonomy places the organism in Eukaryota, Fungi, Basidiomycota, Agaricomycetes, Polyporales, Fomitopsidaceae. The transcript is spliced from 17 exons. Gene Ontology annotation, molecular function: molecular adaptor activity; protein binding. Gene Ontology annotation, biological process: post-translational protein targeting to endoplasmic reticulum membrane. The record is from RefSeq and is a predicted model, not a curated record. Bases 308 to 1936 code for a protein of 542 amino acids.
UGAGCGCUUGAGCGAGGAUGGAAGCAAUAUAGGCGCCUCUGCGGCGCACAGACCAAUCGGGCAACUGUAUAAGUGGCAUAGAGCGCGCUGUUUCAAUGCAAAUUAUUGCUUCGUACUGCAAGGGCAUGCCCAUAAACCUUCGCUCUGCUCUCUUAACGAUAGAUAACAUGCCCGAAUCACCCCAAGAGUGUGAUUCCGCUCAUCCCUGGGAGCGAAGAACCUUAUACUCCUCAGGCUCGCAGGCACUAGCCUGAGUAGCUGCAUACAGCCAUCUGCUCUACCGCGGCCGCCUGUACUGCACAUCGCCAUGGCUGAUUCCGCGCCUGCGCUUCAGCUAAAAGAUGAAGGCAAUUCACUGUUCGCAAGUGGCGAAUACUAUUCUGCGUGGCUCAAGUAUGGGCAGGCCAUCUCGCACGAUGAUCAGAAUGCGAUCCUAUAUGCCAAUCGCGCGGCGGCCUUGAUCCACUUGGAAAUGUUCCCGGAGGCAAAAUCUGAUGCGCAGAAGGCUACAGAAUUAGACCCGACGUAUGCGAAGGGUUGGGGUCGUCUCGCUGCGGCAUGCAAAGGUUUGCGAGAAUAUGAGAAGAGUGCCGAGUAUUACAAGAAAGCAAUAGCUUCCAUGCCGACUCGGAAGCAAGAUCUCACUGCCGCGAUAUUGAAGCAGAAGGAGCAGUGGGAGGUCGCAAUGAAGACCGCGCAGGACCAUGCAGCGAAAGUCUCUGCGGAGACCAGGGAGAUGAGAAGCAAUUGGCCUCCGGAUCGUGCCAAAGCGAUGAAAGAUGAGCUCCAGGCUCGUUUGCCCGAGAGCGCAAGCAGUAGCGCCUGGGUUCUGCUGCGGGCUUCUGAGUUCUGGGACAGGGGCAUCUUUACUUUGACCCAAUUCAGGCAGCAGCCAACAAUCCGCGGAAUAGGAGUUUUUGUCUGCCAAGACGUCGUGGCCUGUCUCACGAACGCCAUACUCGUCGAUGAUCGUGUAUUCAACAUCCGCACGCCACAGUUGGCGGACAAGUGGCCUCUACAAGUGGCAAUGGAAGAGAGGGUCACUGGCGCAUGGAGUGACGACGUCCCGGCGCAACAAGUCAAAAGAGAAGCAUUGAUACGCCAACAGCAGGGAGGCUGGGAUUCAGUUCGCCGUUCGAUUGAUACCACUAUCCGCGUAAGGAUCAUGCGAGGCCUUACUCACUAUAACGCGGCGCUGGAAUUGCUUGAAUGGGGACGGACGGGCCCGUGGAAAGAUGUCCCUCGCGAAGACAAAGGCGAGAUCUUCGAGUUACAUUGGAUGAGGGGUCUUCGUAGGCUGAGACUAGAAGCAUUGAGGGUUGCUUCAAGUUGCAAAAUCACAGACUUAACCCCUCAGAGCCCGAUAGCCCCUUUGGAAGCCCUGUAUGAAGAGGCGCAGAGCAUCAUUCGCGAGAUGCCAGAGAUCGGACAAGCAGCAUUUCCAGGGGGACACCAGGACUACGGGGAUGUCCGUGGUUUCCUGUCGGCGUUCGGCGUCUAUCCCAAGGCCUACGCAUUGGCCGAUGUCGGCUUCUACCACGAAAACAUGGCAUGUCGGAACAUGGAGAACAAUUCCGCCGCGGCGCUCAAUCAUUUCUCCGAGUCGCAGGGGGCUUGGUAUCAGGCGGCCAUGCUAUUCCCUCGGGAUGAUGAACAACACAUCUGGUAUCUACAUCUUGCGUUACACGGACUGAAAAUGUGUGUAGGAACCCGAUUCAGGGUUGCCCUCCGCAUCAUGGAACAGCUCCGACAAGACGUACCGGAGGCGAGGAAGAUCUGGGAAUACUCCUUUGAUACUAAGGAUGCGGGACGUGGAAGAGUCAUGCGUCAGCUGAUAGAGAAGGACUUGCAGUUCGAACGGAAGAUGAAGAAGGACAUAAGGGGCAGGAAGUUCACCCCGGACAGCGUUAUACCGCCGAAAUACUUCCCCAAUUGAAUGUCAAGUCCAUGUUGACUGUCACCCUGAUCGCCUAUUGUUGUACUUGUACCGUAGUUGUUUCUCUUGAUAUGUUGCGGGUGGUCGACUUGAGCUGCAGAAUUCAAAUGUCUGACAGAGGCAGAUUAUAUAUGUGACCGGUCCUCCAAGCUAGUGCCGCCGUGGAGAUACGUGACAGAUUGACCAACAUCGACAAGGGCUUUAGCCAACACAUGAAAGCCUAGUAUUCCCUCUGCGUUGCC